This is a messenger RNA of Fukomys damarensis (Damara mole-rat), 4722 nucleotides long. RefSeq names its product acylcarnitine hydrolase. Lineage: Eukaryota; Metazoa; Chordata; Mammalia; Rodentia; Bathyergidae. Gene Ontology annotation, molecular function: carboxylic ester hydrolase activity. The transcript has 12 exons. The record is from RefSeq and is a predicted model, not a curated record. Bases 2094 to 3755 code for a protein of 553 amino acids. Gene Ontology annotation, cellular component: intracellular membrane-bounded organelle.
CCCUGGGUUCAAUCUUCAGUAUAAGAGGGGGAAAUGAGGUGCUUCCAGAGUCUCCAGUGUGUCUGCAUCAAAUAAUCAUGGUAGAAAUAGGGAGGGAGUGUCUGUUAGAGAUCCUCAGCAAAGACUAUGAGGGCAUGAGGAACCUUGAAGAAACCCCAGUCAACUAUGGGUCCAAGAAGCAAAGAGGAGUCCUCAGGAUGAAGGGGAGAGCCUCACCUCUCUGAUUUGUUCAAGCUGUUCCCUUUAGCUGCAUCAAAGUUAGCUCCUCUUCCCUAUCUCUGUGGUCCUCAGAUGAAACCUCCUUAGAGAAGUGCUCCCAAGUUCUCCAAUUAUAGCUUCUUGAUCCCUCUUACUCCCCUCAUAGCUGUGACAGUAAAAAACUGAACUCGGUGGCUCCAAGUUCAAGGAGAGUAUUCCUGGUGUCUCAAAUACACCUUCAAAGGAUGCUGAAUGAAAAAGAUGAAGGAAAAAGCCAGCCAGCCAUGGGCUGAGUUCUGGCCACUGGCUCCCUGUGACUGCCGCGUAGUCAACGCCACUCUGCAGCAGCAGCCACAUUUUCUGGCCCACCCAGUGCCCCCACCUUCUCCCUGAUGGGUUCAAACUCCUAUCUGGGCUAUACUUCAGUGAGGUUGCCUGUGGGUGAAACACAGCACAUCCCUAGUAGGAUAGGACACAAAGGAAAACUGACUAUGCGAUUGUACAGACUUUCUACCCUGUUGAGCACUGAAGCCUUGGGCUCCUAAUUCUUCUAGUUCCAGGCUAAGGUGAUAAUCUUGCAGAAGAUGACGGGUACUGUGGUCUCAUCUGCCAAAGAAGGCAGAGCCAGAACCAGAAACUGCAGGUACAGAGGGACUGAGGUGAAAGAGAAAUGCCAGGGAGGGAGGAGAUGGGAGAGAUGUCAAUUGAUAGUGUGGCAAUUCUGUGCCCAUAAAAUGCCCAAAUCCAAGCCCCCAAGAUGGGCCCUGCAUGGAUUAUGAACAUCAGGGUUGUCUGAGUCAUCCAACACCAAGGAGGAGAACAAAACGAGGAUUGCCAAGGAACAUAGGACAGCCAGGUCUGAAGUCUGGGAGAGGAGCUGGGAUUUGGCACAUUUCCUUCCUGGUUGUUAAGUGAGAAUUUCCCAGCUUCAGAAAGAAUGAGAAAAUCAAGGCCUUCAGUCAUCCUGAUGUCUCAGUGGAAGUCUGUGCUUCAUUACACCUUCCCCAGAGCCUGUGGCCUGUACUUUGCUGGGCAGGGACUUAAUGGAAAGAUCAGGCAUAAACAGGACUGGAGGGAGAGUAAUGACUGAUGGUGGCUUAGAGAAAAUUUGUUUUGACCACUGCACAGAGCCUGGAAUAAGCUUCUGCUAUUGUGACUAGGUGUCUUCCAAAUACAGAUGUAACGAAUGCAGAGGGUCUGAAUCUUUUGUGUUUGAUGCUAAGUCUAAUCCCCACAACUGAGUACUGCUUGUACCUGAGCAUAUACAUACCUGUGCUUUUCAAUGAUCAUUAUGACCUGACUGAAUAUCAGAUAUGGUCAGUUGAGGUUGGGAGGAAAUUUGUUCUGCAAGAAGAAUAGAACUGAUCUGGGGACAUAGUUCAGGGUAGAACCAUUGCCCAGCAUGUGGUUCUACACCCAUAUAUUUGUUGCCUCUGUGUUGCCAGACAUUUCAAGGGAGGGUUUGGGGGGGAUAAAAGGGGAUAAAGACAAUGGAAUAAAAGCUUGCAAACAAAACUGUUGUAUACUGAUGAGGGGAAGAAAAAUUGAAGAGUGAGCAGGGGAAUGGGAAAAAGACAGUUACGAUGUGUAUGGCUAGAAACUCCCCAAGAUGAAUGUAAACAUUAUGAAUGGCAAACAUAUACUAAUAAAAAGUUUUUCUAAAAAGAGCUAAGAGUGAAGACAUGUGACCAUGUCCUGCCUGCUGGCCAUUGGCUGUGUGCAAGUUCUGCCCAAUCAGUACUGCUCCCCUGCAGCAUCCAUUGCCUGGCUCACCAGAUGCCCCGCCUCCUCCCUGUUGGAUUCAAACUCUGACUUGGGCAGGACUCUGUUCCCAGGCUUCCUGUUGGUGAAAGGGAGAGUGCCUCCAGCAGCACCAAAAUACAGCCAGACUGACAAUGGCACUGGACCAACUUCUCAGCUUGCUGAGGGCUGUGACCUGUGGGCUCUUAAUUCUACAUCCAGGCCAAGCCCAGGACUCUGCCAGCCCCAUCCGGGCCACAAACAUAGGGCAGGUGCGGGGCAGCCUCGUCCAUGUGAAGGGCACCAACACGGGGGUCCACACCUUCCUGGGAAUUCCCUUUGCCAAGCCACCUGUAGGACCACUGCGGUUUGCACCCCCUGAGGCCCCUGAGCCCUGGAGUGGAGUGAGAGAUGGAACCACCUUUCCUGCUAUGUGUCUACAAGAUACUGACGUAAUAAAGAUGCAUGAUCUGAUCCUUCCUUCUAUCCCUGUAUCUGAGGACUGUCUGUAUCUCAACAUCUAUACACCUUCCCAUGUCCACAAGGGGUCUCGCCUGCCUGUGAUGGUAUGGAUUCAUGGAGGUGGGCUAAUUAUGGGCAUGGCUUCCAUGACUGACGGCUCCAUUCUGGCAACUUCUGAGAAUGUGGUGGUGGUCACUAUCCAGUACCGCCUGGGUGUCCUGGGAUUCUUCAGCACUGGAGACCAGCAUGCCACUGGCAACUGGGGCUACCUGGACCAAGUGGCUGCCUUACAAUGGGUGCAACAGAAUAUAGUUCACUUUGGAGGCAACCCUGACCGGGUCACCAUUUUUGGGGAGUCUUCAGGUGGUGUAAGCGUGUCGUCACUUGUCUUAUCCCCAAUGACUCGUGGACUCUUCCAUGGUGCCAUCAUGGAGAGUGGGGUGGCCCUCAUGCCCGAUCUCAUCUCCAGCUCAUCUGAGGCUGUUUACACUAUGGUGGCCAACCGGUCUGGCUGUGGACAGAUUGACUCAGAAGCCAUGGUGAGAUGCCUACGUGGCAAGAGUGAAGAGGAGAUUGUGGCUAUUACAAAGUCCUUCAAGAUGAUCCCUGCUGUAGUGGAUGGGGCCUUCCUGCCCAGGCACCCCCAGGAGCUGCUGGCCUCUGCUGACUUUCAUCCUGUCCCCAGCAUCAUUGGUGUCAACAGUGAUGAGUAUGGCUGGAGCUUGCCCAUGUUUUUAGGCUCUGCCGACACCCAGAAAGAAAUGAGCAGAGAGACUCUGCAUACUGUUCUGCAGAACAUGUCAGCACAGAUGAUGUUGCCUGCUGAGCUUGCUGACCUGUUCAUUGAAGAAUACAUGGGGGAUAUUGAAGACCCCCAGGCUCUCCAACUCCAGUUCCAUGAGAUGAUGGGGGAUUUUAUGUUUGUGAUUCCUGCACUCCAAGUAGCACAUUUUCACCGUUCCCAUGGCACUGUCUACUUCUAUGAAUUCCAGCAUCCGCCCAGCUUCCUCAAAAACAUCAGGCCACCUUACAUAAAAGCUGACCAUGGUGAUGAGAUUUCCUUUGUCUUUGGAUAUUUCUCGUGGGACAACCAAGUUCAUUUCACUGAGGAGGAGGAGCUACUAAACAGAAGGAUGAUGAAAUAUUGGGCCAAUUUUGCACGAAAUGGGAACCCCAAUGGCCAAGGCCUGCCCCACUGGCCUGCAUUGGACCAUGAGGAGCUGUACCUGCAACUGGACAUCGAGCCUACUGUGGGCCGUGCCUUAAAAGCCCCCAGGCUGAAGUUCUGGACAGAGAAGCUACCUCAGAAGAUCCAGGAGCUAAAGGGUGCUGAGGAAAAGCAUACAGAGUUGUAGUUGUCUAUUUGGAUGAGGGAGGCUGGGUGUGAGUGCAGGUGGGGUCUGCUUGUUGUGACCCACACCCACAGAGCCAUGCAUCCAUUCUUCAUCUAUUCAUUUGGCCCUCACUAAUGAAGAAUCCAUUCAUAAUUUCCAUUGCCAAGCCUGCCUUGUGUCCCCUCUUGUUAGACACUCAUUACAUUCCCCAGUGUUAUUACUUGUAUCUUGAUAUCUCUCCCAAGCCUCCUGUGGUCAUAGGUGGGGCUUUCCAGAGGUGACUGGAUGUAAAGUCUGUGAUGCUGUGAUCAAGUAUGCGAUGAUGGGUUUGAUUCAGGAUGAAAUGCUAGGAUUCAGGGUGACACAUUCUGCUCUGAGGUUGACUGCUACUCAACUUAAGACUAUGUAACCUAGAUAGGAUGUAAGGGACGGAAAAAAGGCUUGUUGCUUUCACUUGUCAGUUGUUGCUUCUGUGCUUGCUGCUUUUUUGCCUUCUGCUUGCCAUGAACUGUUUCCUCCUCUGCGAUUCCCUUUAGUCAUUCUACCUUGCUUUACAGCUAGCCAUCCAAAUCCUCCACAAACUGUGAGCCUAAAUAACCUUUCCUCCUUUAACUUUGGGUGUCACAUAUGUUUUACCAGCAACAAGAAAAGUAAGUAAGACACCCAGGGAGCUGUGGAUUGGUAAGUCCCAUUGGACACCCACCUUGCUCACCACCACCCUGGAUCUAGAUCCCUUUUUCUUUCCCAACUGUAUCUUCAUGCCUCCACUCUUGCCCGAAAUGAAAAUGAUGCCUUGGAGAAUGUUACCCACACCUGAGUGUUAAAAUUCUUUUAACCUCUCAAUGAUUCCAUCUGUGCUCAUAUUUAUAUAGGCCAACCAAAACCCACAUUACAUGAACCUAGGCUCUUUGCAUGUUCAGGCUGCUGUAAAACAGUAUCAUAAGCUGGAUAGCUUAUAAACAACAGAAAUUUAUUUAUAGAUCAGGAG